UUCGGUUUUAAGCAAGAGUUGGAGAGGUUUUGUCAAAAAAUUGGGAGGGUUUCUGAUAAAUCUGAGUCGAUCGGAAACUUCGAGUUGUGUGUUCAGAAAACCCUAAAGACGAUUGCUUUCUAUCAACCAACCAUCAGUUUCUCUGUUGUGAUCAAUCAAGUCGUGUGUGUGUGUGUGUUGUGAACUCAAUUCAUCUUGAGGGGUAGAGAUGGUGUUUGGACAAAUAGUGAUAGGUCCUCCUGGAUCAGGCAAGACUACUUACUGCAAUGGCAUGUCUCAGUUCCUCUCUCUUAUCGGCAGGAAGGUUGCUGUUGUUAAUCUGGAUCCUGCAAACGAUGCAUUACCGUAUGAGUGUGCUGUAAACGUAGAAGAAUUGAUUAAGUUAGAAGAUGUUAUGGCGGAAUUUUCACUUGGUCCUAAUGGAGGUCUGUUACAUUGUAUGGAGUACUUGGAGAAGAACAUUGACUGGCUUGAAGCUAAAUUAAAGCCUCUUUCCAAGGACCAUUACUUUCUCUUUGAUUUUCCUGGCCAAGUGGAACUCUUCUUCAACCAUGACAGUACCAAGAAGGUUCUCACAAAGCUGACUAAAUCGUUGAACCUUAGAUUAACUGCUGUGCAACUAAUUGAUUCCAUUCUAUGUACCGACCCUGGGAACUACGUAAGCGCUUUGCUUCUCUCUUUAUCCACUAUGCUGCAUAUGGAACUCCCACAUGUCAAUGUCUUAUCUAAGAUCGAUUUGAUUGGAAACUACGGGAAGCUAGAUUUCGGUUUAGAUUUCUAUACCGAUGUUCAAGACUUGUCAUACUUACAGCAUCAUCUCAAUCGAGAUCCUCGCUCCGUGAAGUACAGGAAACUAACGAGUGAGCUGUGUAGCGUCGUUGAAGAUUACGGUCUUGUCACUUUUACAACGUUGGAUAUUCAGGAUAAAGAAAGUGUUGGUGAUCUGGUGAAGCUGAUUGAUAAGAGCAAUGGUUACAUAUUUGCAGGCAUUGAUGCAAGUGUGGUUGAGUACAGCAAGAUUUCAGUUCGUCAAACUGAUUGGGAAUAUAACAGAGUUGCCGCCGUGCAAGAGAAGUACAUGAAAGACGAGGAGACAAAAGAGUGAGGGACAGAGAUAAACAUUGAAACUUGCUAAGAAAAAGAGGAAACAUUUGAUGAUCUAUGAACCAGGCUAUAUAUGUAAACGGUUUGUAUGAACCGGUUUUUUUGUUGGGGUUCCGUUCAAGUCCAAACAACAUUUAGUGAGAUAACUUACUGGUUUGGUUGACGACAAUUUAAAUCUUUCACAAAUUAACGUGAACUAGUAGCCAGCCACUAACAUGAAUAAUUU
This is a messenger RNA of Eruca vesicaria subsp. sativa (arugula), 1330 nucleotides long. The record is from the annotation of a GenBank genome assembly. NCBI's taxonomy places the organism in Eukaryota, Viridiplantae, Streptophyta, Magnoliopsida, Brassicales, Brassicaceae.